AUGGAGAGGACUUCGAAUGUCAGCCGGGACAGUGGUUAUCUGUGGUGGAAUUCUAGCUACAGUCAUCUUACUGACUAUCGUUGCAGUACUGUGCUACUGUAGGUUGCAGUAUUAUUGCUGUAAGAGGGAGGAGCCAGAGAGGGAGGAGGAGGAGCAACCGGACAUCACCACCAUGUCCUCUCUCCCCACACCAGUACACACAGCUGGGGACCUCGACGUGAUGACCACGCCCCCCUCCGAGCCUAACGGGCCCGCCUUUGUCUACACUCCGCCCCUGGUCCGCAAACCAGUGACACGCUCCCAUACAUUCUGCCCCUCCUGCACGCCUUACUCCCUGCCCUUCUACCUGCAGCACCCCUCUGAGAGGCUGCGUAACGGCGGUGGGCGCAUCAGCUACAGGACUGUGCAGCAGCAGGAGCUGGACCUGCCCAUGGACCUGGCCAGCUUCAACCACAAGCUCAACCUCAUCCGCUCUGUCACCAUGAGGGAGGUGGUCACCCAUAGCCACAGUGUCAGCACUGACGUGUAGCCCCCUGGUGGCUGGGAGGACCAAUGUCAGUGACCUGACCUGGCUGGAGGGAAUUUGAUUUAACUCUUACUUAGUGUAGAUAUUUUCCACCUCAACAAAUCGAUGGGUACGUUCACUCACUCACAUGAUGUAAAGAGUUUAUUUUUUUGGUCUCACGUGUAGAUAUAUGGACACCUAGUCCUGAAUUCACCUUUUUCUUUUCUCACGUCAUGCUUUCACUUCACAGGUUAAUUUGUCAGUAUGUUGAUGGCAAUGUGUCAAUCUGCUCGUCUUUCUUUAGAGGAUUAUGAUUCAGACAGCAAGAACACAGCAAGGACAUGGUGUGUGUGUAGGUGUGUGUGUUUGUGUGUGGGGAAGCACAUGAACAGUAUUUUAAAAAGGGCUUAAUAUCAUAGGCAGCAUAGAGGAUCUGUGAUUGUGAGGGAGACAUUUUUUCUCAAGAAAAGCUUAAGCUGGCAGAACAGGGCCGCUGGAAAACGU
Oncorhynchus kisutch (coho salmon) is the source of this 1009-nucleotide messenger RNA. RefSeq names its product protein FAM163B-like. Bases 17 to 529 code for a protein of 170 amino acids. The transcript has 2 exons. The record is from RefSeq and is a predicted model, not a curated record. Lineage: Eukaryota; Metazoa; Chordata; Actinopteri; Salmoniformes; Salmonidae.